This is a messenger RNA of Haliotis rubra (blacklip abalone), 3110 nucleotides long. Its product is annotated as outer dense fiber protein 3-like. The transcript is spliced from 5 exons. Gene Ontology annotation, cellular component: cytoskeleton. Lineage: Eukaryota; Metazoa; Mollusca; Gastropoda; Lepetellida; Haliotidae. The record is from RefSeq and is a predicted model, not a curated record. Bases 111 to 890 code for a protein of 259 amino acids.
UCCAUGUUUAUGGAGCAACUGUAGACCCGCAAGCUGACAGUGGUUUAGGGGCAAUAUCUAGGGGUUAUCACGCUGAAACGGUACACUGCUUGAUUGACACAGCGACCAAGAUGCCGUGUGUUUCACAAAGUGUAUGGAAGGAGACCCGCCCGCGGGGGCCCAUUGCUCCCAUGUUCGGUAGUCCCGGACCCCAGUAUGCACUUCCAGGAUUGACUGGCGUCAAUGAGCACGAUCCCAGGAGUCCCCAUAGGAAAAACCCAGCUUAUUCUUUCGGUGUGAGGCAUGGCAAGUUCAGGGAUGACUGUGGCCCAGGCCCUGCAUAUUUGCCUGAAGCUAAACUGUACCGAGAUGGCAGGGAUGGGGCUCCCCACUAUUCACUAUAUAGUCGCCCCCGAGAUCUCUCUACCCACAAAACACCAGGCCCAGGUGCCUACAGGCCUGAGAAUGCAGGUCUCACCUCGGCAUGUCUUGGGGCCCCCAAAUAUUCAUUUGGAAACAGACAUUUAAACAGGAAGUCAGACAGUACCCCAGCCCCUAAUGCCUACCGACUGCCAGAACAGCUGGGUAGGACAAUCGAGGGGGGUAAGAAACAAGCACCAGUGUAUUCCUUGAGGGGACGUCAAAAGAUUGGGAGCUUCCAUGAGGAUCUGCAAAAAACUCCUGGCCCCGGUAAUUACAAGGUGACCGACCCCAACAGGUACAAGAGAGCAGCGCCAGGAUACAGUAUGACAUCUCGGUCUCAGUUGCCAGGAGACACCACCACGAAACCCGGACCUGGCACCCACCACCCUGAACUUGUUUAUUCAAACAAGAAAGAAGCUCCAUGCUACUCAUUUGGAAUCCGUCACAGCCAGUACACAGCGCCCUUGAUUGUUGAGGUCCAGGACUAGUGCUGCCCCCGACACCCAGCUAUGUCGGCCAGCCUGAAUGCCAGAAGAGUCAGAUAUUAACCAAUAGUAUUAUUUCACAACAACUGCUGAAUAUAUUUGUCUGUCAGGCAAUACGAGAUACAGUGUGAUGCAUUUUGCUGAAGUUCUUUGACUGUCAUUAUAAAAACAUUAUCAUUCAUUUGACUAAGCUUUAAGAAUGAGAUGCAUUCCUGCGUAUUAACAGACAUAUUGAUGAUAUUCAUAAUUAUUGUGAAUAUAUCAGUAAGCAUAUUUUUCUUGAAAAACAAAAGCUGUAAAAUCUUUCAACCCAACCUUGCAAUAUAGCUUAGGAUGAAGCUGAAAGCUAAACACAUUUAAAAAAUUAAGAGAUCAAAAUUAACCAGCUAAGUGAAAAAUAUGAAUCAUGAAAACUUCAUUUUGUUUAGUGAAUGACAUUCUUUUGUGAAUGUUUUCACAUUCAUAUCUUGUCGAAACAUAAUUUCUACGCAAAUUCUAUGUUUAUCAUUUGUCAAAGUACUUUCCGGAACCUGUGUAAGCCAUUUUUCAGAUUUUGGUAUAAAACAAUUAUACGCAAGUUUUCAUAAUUUUGAAAUGAAUAUAUACAUACAUAAGGUUAACAUAAGGUUAACAUAAGGAUACAUAUUCAUUCUGUUUUCGCAUCAUUUCGUCUUGAAUGAUUUUCUGUUUUCGAUGACUGCAGCAUAGCUAUCUUGUUGCAAAGGAGAAAGUGGCCCAUAACUAGGUAUUGGUUGCUUUAUUUCAGAUAUCAUUUGUACAAAUUUAAAAAAAGUUUUUUAGCAAGGUAUUUCUAAUUCCUUGUAUGGAUUGAUAAAAAAACAAUCAGCCAGUUAAUUUAUUCACAAACGUACCAAGAAUCAAAAACUGUUCCACAAAUUUGAAUGGAUUUGUAAAAUAUUACCUCAUGUAUAAAGUAGAGGAAGGUGUUCUCUCUAACUGUCCCUAAGUGAUCGUGCCUUGAUUAUUGAUAAGAAACUAGCAUAGCAGGACAUGUAGGUAGGGAAGGAGCAGUGUUGUCAUGUAUGUUGUGAGCUCUGAUUUCUACAACCAAAUAUAAACUAUUUAUCAGAUGUGGUGUAUAUUUAUCGGUUUACCACACCAGCAUUUUACCUAACACAAGCAGUAUUCACUUUCACGUCAGUAUUCAACUUUGAAUAUUUAUGGUGAAUUACAUUCAAUGUUUUGCACAAUAUGGAAAUCUUCAUGGAGAAACUAUGUAUGUAAUUAUACACCCUAAUAUCAUCUAUAACCAAAUAUGCUACUGAUAUAUAGGAAUUUCUUAUUGGUCCUUUGUACUUUGUAAGUCAGAUUUCCUUUGAGGAAGUGUCCCUGUGAACAUAUAUAUGAAUAAUGGGAUGUUACUGUAUAUCUUUUUGUUUUAGGCCAGACAAAUUUUAUUUCUUGUUUUACAGAUUUUUACCUCAGAAGGCAGGAGGGACUUUUUUUUAACAAAAUCACCAGUCAAAGCAAAAACUCAUAUGAGUUUCCAUAUUGUCUCUUUUGCUUCAUUUAUAUCAACUAAAAAUAAGUUGAGUGAGUUUAGGCUUCACACUGAUUUCAACAGUAUUUCACUUAUACCACAUUAACAUUAGGAUUAUAUUUUUUGAGCAGGGAAAUUCAUUAUUAUUAAUUUUUUUUUGUCCCAUUCUUGAAACCCUAUGUCUGGCGGAUCCGUAAAACAAGAAAUAAGAUUGAUCUGGCCUUUAUUGAUUUGGCAUUCACACAUGAUAUGUUUAUGAAACUGGUUACAUUGAAAUCAUGUACAUCCUUUUAUCACAAUAUGAGGAAGUUGUUACACUGAAAAGAAAUAGAAAUAACAUUCACUUAAAGAUGAAAGGGAUUUAAUAUGAACAUAUAAAUCUGAAAACAGGUGUAUUUUGGAAAUGGAUGUUGAAAGUAUGUGAUUAUAUGCUUAUAUGUCCAUAUCCAGAUAGGUUUAUACAGUGCCUGUAUUGACUGUUUGUGUUGUUGUUUUUUCAUUUGUGGUGUUUGAAAUAUCUGUUAGCAAAUUUUUGCAUGUUAGCUAAAUCUGUGAUAACCCGUGUGCACAAUUUAACCACAUUGCUCUAUAGAUGGUUUUCGUAGCUUCGUCAUAUUGUUGCUGUAAAUGUUUGCUCAGUUUUUGUACAAAUUUUACUUAUACAUAAAAGUAAUUACAAUCAUGCUCAAGUCUUUAACUAACAAAUAAAGUUUUCUGUCUUA